Messenger RNA from Psylliodes chrysocephalus, 4201 nucleotides. NCBI's taxonomy places the organism in Eukaryota, Metazoa, Arthropoda, Insecta, Coleoptera, Chrysomelidae. The record is from the annotation of a GenBank genome assembly.
CCGUCUCCAAUGCAAGACGAUAAAGUGUUUGAAAGGAUAAACACAAACACAAAAUUGUCUUAUCUCGAGAAACUAAACAUAAAAAUACAUUAACAAAUCAAAUAAAUAGGGAAAUACUUUGGUACCAAUUGGUUUGUUCGUUUUAUGUAGUCAUCGGUGUCGGAAUAAGUUUUUUUUAAAAUUACAUUUUUAUCGGUUAUGUUGGAUAGGAUAGUCGUUUUGAAAAAUAGUGUAGUGAAAUUGAAAAUAGUUAUAUCGAGAGUAUAGUUACGCAUCAAAACUAGGACAUUUAAAAAUUAUUCGCGGUACCUAUGUAGUGUUUAUUGCUGCUGACAUUAUUUAAUGAUAAUUUUUUCCCGAAUCAUAAUGAGAGAUCUCAUCAGAAAUUACAAACAGAUAAUUAAAGGAAAAAAUGGACCAGAUUCUGAUUCUGAAUUGCUUCUAAGCUCUUCAACGUCUGCGGAAAAUAGUGAAUGUUGCUUUUUUCUCAGCACAAGUACGGAAGCUGCCGAACCCAGAAUAUUCCAACAAGAGAAUUGUAGCUCGGAUAGCGAAAAUGACAAUCCCGAAAAAGGUUCUACAGAAAAAUUUGGCCAACAAAAGCAAAAUAACUUCAUUAAAAGGAAAUUUCUAUCUAAAAACAGUUUUAAAAUGAAUAAAAACGAUUAUCUGUAUGAUAUUCUCGAUCAUUCCACCUUGAAUGAAGUUGUCACAGAAAAUACGAAACUGAUUUCUUCGAAGAAGAUAAUUAUAGAUGAUAACCAGCCUAGUUUCAGUAGAUCCCAAAGUAUUAAUGACCAUACCAACAGCUCUCUAGUGACCAUAUUUGCAGUAUGGAAUACCACGGUAGGCUCAUCUCUAUUGGCCAUGGCGUGGGGCAUGGGAAAAGCUGGAUUAUUUCCAGGAAUUGUCAUUAAUUUAUUAGUCGUAGCUCUCUGUUUAUACACCGCAUAUGUACUGCUCAAAAUAAAUGAAAAACAUGGUAUAGCUGGACAGAAUUUUGAAGUUCCUGAAUUAUGUAGACUGCUAAUAGGUAGAUGGGCGGAAAUUGUAUCAAAAAUAUUUUCUUUAAUAGUUCUAAUUGGUGGUGACAUCGUUUACUGGAUAUUAAUGUCUAAUUUUCUGUACAACUUUGUUGUCUUCAUAUAUGGAUACUUCAAUGAGGCUCAAGAUGGCACUGAAGACACCGUCCAAUGUCCCAAAGAAAUCGGCGGAAUUGGGAAUACAACAGUCAUUUCAGAAACAAAUCAUUCAGGGACUUUUUACAAUGUCUGGGACCUUUACAGUACGGUUCCAUUGUUUUUAGCUUUGAUGAUGUUCCCACUUUUGAACAUGAAGAGCCCAACUUUUUUCACCAAGUUCAAUAGCCUGGGUACUUUAAGCAUUUCCUAUCUGAUAAUCUUCGUAGCAGUGAAAUCUUUUGGUUGGGGUAUAAACAUGGACGACUGGGCGAUCGAAUUCAGCAUAAAAUCAACGUUUUGCGUCCUUAGCGGAAUGCUGACGAUGAGCUACUUCAUUCACAACAUCAUCAUUUCUAUAAUGCGGCACAACGAGUAUCAAAGCAACAACGGACGAGACCUCUCCAUAGCAUUUGCUUUAGUAACAUUUACGUAUGUCUUUCUCGGAGCAGCUUUCUACAUGACUUUCCCUUUGAAAAAAUCAUGUAUCGAAGACAAUUUGCUGAAUAACUUUUCCAAAAGAGACUUACUAGCACUGACGGCAAGGAUUUUGCUGUUUUUCCAGUUGUUCACAGUAUUUCCGUUUGUAACGUACAUGUUAAGAACUGAAAUAUUAUCGUGUUUUAAGAUGAUUUUCGGGAAAGAUAGGCACGGCGAAUUUUCAUAUACAAAGACUAUAUUAAUUAACUUUAAUAUAGUCGUUGUAUGUUUACUGUUCGCCUGCUUCAUGCCGAAAAUUGGGACUCUAAUCAGGUACACUGGAGCAUUAAGUGGACUCGUCUACAUAUUUGUAAUGCCCAGCUGUCUGAAGAUGGCAUCACUUGGAAAAGAAGGAACUCUCACAGUCCCAAGCAUACUGAUGCAUGUGGGAAUCAUGAUUCUAGGAGUAAUUAAUUUGAUUUCUCAAUUUUUUAUGAAAUAAGGAAAUUAAGUUGGGCAUUUUAAGGAAAACGAUUGGAAAAAUGGCGGCUAUGGAGAGGAAUAAUGAUUCUUGGAAUGCUCUAUUCGAGUUGGGUGUUUUAAGAAAAGAAAAACGGCUGCACGAGCUACAACAGCUACAAAAAGAAAAAUGCAGCUAUUUCAAAAGAAAAAAUAUUUACAAAAAGAAAUUUCUAGCAGGGUUGCAUUUACCAUUAGGCACAAGUUGAGCCCUCUUUUCUCAACAAUUAUAUAAAAAAUCUCAUGAUUUGCUCCUACGGAUCCAAAAGUGUAAAUGUAAAUGCAGCCCUGGAUUCUAGCAUUUGACUGUUUUACAUUUUGUUAAGAUAUUAAAAAGGAAAACAAGGCAAUUUACUGUAAAAUCAGCUACUGUUUGAAAUAAUAAAUUAUUAUUCAUUACCAUUGUUUUUUAUUUUUGCAUAAAGUAAUUUUAGGAUUAUUGAUUGUUACAAACUUUUAGAUUCCAUUUAAUUUGGAGUAACGCUAAGAUAUAGGUACUCAUCAAAAGGAUUUAUUCAUUCCAAAAACUAAUUAUGGCUUAUUUAGUCCUCUAACAAGAAUGCCUCCAGGCAGAAUUUUCAGAAGGUGCCAUAGAAUUAACUAUUCCCUUUUUGGCAUAUUUUUUUUAAUAAAAGACUCAUAGAUUGUAAGAAUUUUAAUCUCAGGGGUUAUGGGACACAUGAUCCUCUCCAUGGAGCCACCCUUAAAAGAAGUGUAAAUUCUUGGAUAUCUUUCAAUAUCUUUUAAAAAUAUUUCUUAAUAUUUGUCAUUUGACUAACUUAAAUGUUGGUGUUAUAUUUUAGUUUUUAUAUAUUUUUUUUAUUGUAAUGGGGAUUUCCCAUACAUUGUCCAAUAAAUAAAUAAAUAACAAAUUAAUAAAUAUUUCAAUUGUGUGCUCAAAAGCCCAGUAUACCUUGAUAUGUAGUCACAAAGACCUGAAAUAACAACUAAAUUAAGAGAAACAUCACCUAAUCUAAUUUUUUGAAAUAUCAAGUUAAUUUAUUAUAAAUACAAAUUUAUGGCAGGUAUACAAACAUAAAUGGGCAAAAAAUCACGAAAACUUAACUUGGAAAGUAAUCGUAAGGUUUCCUAUUGAAAUUAUCCAAAAUAUGUUCAUCCGCUCCCUUAUCAACUAAAAAUUUGUAAAUAUCUCUACUGCCUUUUCUGGCAGCACAAUGUAAAGCUGUUAAACCACUCAUAUUACUUUCAUUAACAUUCCAAUUCAAAUCAGAUAAAAGGAAUUCAAUAACAACUGUGGAAUGCUCUUGAGAAGAUGCAAGAUGAAGUAGUCCAUAGUCGCUAUUAUUCCUAAGGUUUAUAUCAGCCCCAUUACAUAUUAAAACUUUACAAAUAUCUAUAUUUCCACUUAAAACGGCUUCAUGCAAAGAUGUAUUGCCACAAUUGUCCCUUUCAUUUACCUGCAGUCCUAAUUUAAGUAACAUUUCAACAAUUUUCAAAUGACCGUGUAAAGCAGCCACAUGUAAACCCGUUCUACCAUUUUUUGUUUUGAUUUUCAGAUCUAAACCAGAGUUUAUGAGUAGAUUUAGAAUAGCUGGAUCACCUUCUCUACAAAUUAGAUGUAAGCUAGUCCAACCAUCUUUAUUUUUAUAAUUAACUGAAGCAUUAUGAUUUAAAAAUAAUUUUACUAUGUCAUAGUUUUCACCUCCACUAGUUUUUGUACAUGAUAACAUGAGAGGAGUCCAAUCAGCUCUUUUUAUAGCAUUAACAUUUGCACCAUAUGUUAAAAGUGUUCUACAAGCUUCCAGUUGACCAAAUUGUGCAGCUUCAUGUAAGGCAGUCUUAUCAUCUUUAUUUUUACAAUCUACAUCCUUGCAUUGAAAUCUAUUCAUUAAAAAAUGUAUUAUAUUUAUGUGUCCCAAUCUGGCAGCAAUGUGAAGUAUGGUAUCCCCCGUUAUAUGAUAAUGUAUUGCACUCCAGUGAAGAUCAGGAUAUUUUUUAAAGACUUCAUCAAUGUAAGUAAUAUUCCCAUUUUGUAUGUCUCUAAGUAUUUUGUUGGUUUCUUUGGAAUCUGGAUGAUUUUCUAUCAUAUUCGGCAUCACAGAACACUUUUCGGCAUUCCAACC